This is a messenger RNA of Diachasmimorpha longicaudata, 2279 nucleotides long. It is a transcript of the gene Pen, whose product is annotated as Pendulin. Gene Ontology annotation, molecular function: protein binding; nuclear import signal receptor activity. The transcript is spliced from 5 exons. The coding region runs from base 174 to 1736 and encodes 520 amino acids. Gene Ontology annotation, biological process: NLS-bearing protein import into nucleus. Gene Ontology annotation, cellular component: nucleus; cytoplasm. The record is from RefSeq and is a predicted model, not a curated record. Lineage: Eukaryota; Metazoa; Arthropoda; Insecta; Hymenoptera; Braconidae.
UAGUUGGAGCCACUAGCCUCAAAUAAUAACCUUCACAGUGAUCACAGUUGAAAACGGUGGGCCACUAACUACUGCAUAUACAUUGGAGCAAUUUUGUCGUGCGGGUCGCGAUUUAUUAUUUGAUUGGAAUAUUUCAUAUUUAUUCGUGAUUAAAAAAGGUCAUUGUUGACAUCAUGCCGGCUGCUGAGGCUCACCACAAUAGCCGUUUGGCUAAAUUCAAAAAUAAUUUCAAGUCUGAGGAUGCACGCAGGAGACGCAAUGAGGUAUCAGUGGAACUUCGUAAAGCCCGUCGUGAUGAUCAGCUGCUAAAACGUCGCAACUUGACAAUUGAACCUGAGCCCCUACUAUCAGCAGACGAACAUGUCCAGUCUCCCAUUGGCAUGUCUAUUGAUGAGAUAGUCGCAGGAAUGAAUGGAUCUGAUGAAGUAGUACAGCUGCAAGCAACACAGGCCUGCAGGAAAAUGCUUUCACGUGAAAAGCACCCACCCAUUGACAUAAUGAUAUCUAAAGGAAUCGUUCCACGAUGCAUCGAAUUUCUCUCACAUCAUAACAAUCCAGCGCUCCAGUUUGAGGCCGCUUGGGCAUUGACCAACGUGGCCUCAGGUACGUCAGAGCAGACAAUGAUGGUUGCUCGACAUGGAGCCAUUCCCAAGCUCGUGGAAUUAUUGCAAUCACCAGCUGCAAAUGUAGCAGAGCAGGCAGUAUGGGCACUUGGAAACAUUGCGGGAGAUGGUCCUGAAGCUCGUGAUCUCGUAUUAGAGGAAGACUGCAUGCCUUUGCUAUUGAAUCUCGUAAAGACUGACACCUCCGUGUCGUUCACAAGGAACAUCGUCUGGACGAUCUCUAAUUUAUGCAGAAAUAAAAAUCCACCACCAUCAUUUGAGAUUGUGAAGCAAGCCCUGCCGGUGCUCAAUCGUUUGCUUACUGCUGAUGAUCCUGACAUCUUGGCAGAUGCCUGUUGGGCUCUGUCAUAUCUUACUGAUGGUGAAAACUACAAAAUUCAAGCUGUAGUUGACUCUGGUGUUGUCCCUAAACUCGUUGCACUACUAGCAUCACCUGAGUCUACUGUCUUGACCCCUACAUUGAGGGCUGUAGGGAAUAUCGUUACUGGAAAUGACACCCAGACCGAUGCUAUUAUCAAUGCUGGAGGACUGCCUAAUCUAAAAGCAUUGUUGGAACAUAAGAGAGUGAAUAUUGUUAAGGAGGCUGCUUGGACUAUCAGCAAUAUCACUGCUGGUAAUCACGAACAGAUUCAGCAUGUUAUUAAUGCUGGAAUUCUACCCCCUCUCAUUCAGGUUCUUGCUACGGGCGAUUUCAAGGCUCAGAAGGAAGCAGCAUGGGCAGUUACAAAUUUAACCUCUGGUGGUUCAAUUCACCAACUUGUGCAGUUGAUUCACCAAAACGUUUUGCCGCCUUUCUGCAAUAUUUUGCAAGCGAAGGAUCAGAAAGCCGUUAUUGUCGUUCUAGACGGAUUGACAAACAUCCUGAGUGCUGCUGAGAAGAUGGGACAACUGGAGCAAAUCGCUAUGAUGAUCGAGGAAAUUGGUGGACUGGAUAAGUUAGAGGAUCUGCAACACCAUGAGAAUGAGAAGAUUUAUCAGAAAGCUGCUUCAAUGAUCGAUACCUUCUUCUCAGAUGCGGAGUCAGAAGGUGCUCAAAUUGCACCUGAAACUGUUGAUGGGCAACUCAACUUCCAUGCUACCGAUUCUACCCCGCAAGGAGGAUUCCAGUUUUAAUUAUAUUACGUAGGGUAAUUAGUUUAAUUCUCAUAUGCAUAUUCUUUACUUCAUGAAUGCAUUUUUGUAGGAAAAAAGGCAAGGGACAUAAGCAGAGAAUUUUUUUUCUGAUUGCAUUUUCUUAUGAAUCACUUUUAUGGUCAUUAUCAUUUUCUCUUGAGUCAAAUACGAUUAAUUAUACUUUGAUACUUACAAGACAAUUUCUACAAGUGUCUGCACAUUCCUGUAAUUUUGAAUUUUUCUCAAAAAUCCCGAUAGUCUCUUUGAAAAAAGUGAUUGUAAUUUUUUUUCUAUUUUAUUACAAAAACAAAUCUUCGUGCCAAGUAAUUUUACAUGGGUGUGGAGUGUGAGCGGCUGUGCAGAUUAUACUUAUUUCAAUCAAUCCAAUAAUUUUCCACUUUAUACAUGCAGAAUUCCACAGCCACUUAUAGUCUUCGAUAUAACGCCAGUGAUUUAUUAAAAUUAUCGUGCCUAGAUGGUAUUUUUCCAUUAUUGAUAUAAAACAUUUUUGAUAACAAUAAAUGAUCUGAUCUAUGUCAUGAA